Messenger RNA from Condylostylus longicornis, 4024 nucleotides. It is a transcript of the gene Kap3, whose product is annotated as kinesin-associated protein 3. The transcript is spliced from 10 exons. The record is from RefSeq and is a predicted model, not a curated record. The coding region runs from base 36 to 2801 and encodes 921 amino acids. Lineage: Eukaryota; Metazoa; Arthropoda; Insecta; Diptera; Dolichopodidae. Gene Ontology annotation, cellular component: ciliary transition zone; axoneme; kinesin II complex. Gene Ontology annotation, biological process: microtubule-based movement; cilium organization. Gene Ontology annotation, molecular function: kinesin binding.
UGCUGCAAUGACUUUAUUUAUUCUGUAGGUUUUGUAUGUUCAUUAAAUUUAUUUUUAAUAUCGUAUCGGGUUUGAUUAUUAUUUUUAUUGCCAUUCAUUAUUGUUAUUAUAUUAUAAAGUGUUUAAUAAGAAUGUCUGAUGAUGCAAAAUACAUAAAAAAAAAAUGGAAAGGAGGAACCAUAGAGCCACAUCCAACUGAAAAGGCAUUGGUAGUAAACUACCAAUUAGAAGCUGCAGUUUUUGGUGAACCAGAUAAUCCUAUGUUAGAGGAUAAAAAAGAAUGCCAAAGAAUUAUUCGAUUAAAGUCACUAAAUUCUAAAACAGAUCCAGCUGUUUUAGCACGAGAAGUGGUAGAAAAAUGUGAUUUGAUACACAAAUCACAACUUUCUGAAGUUGAGCAAAUUAUUUAUUAUUUAAAAAAUCGUAAAGCCAAUGUUGGUAAUGACAAUAAUAGUCAAAGAUCAGCAUCUCGUCACUCGGCUAAACCAAGCCCACCCGAUGCUUCUAUUAGAAACCUAGAUGAAUAUGUCGAACUAUUAUACGAAGAUGUUAAUGAACGAAUUCGAGGGUCAAGUUUGAUAUUAAGCGUGGCUAGAAACCCCGAUAAUUUAGAAGAAUUAGAAAAAAAUGAGGCUGCAUUAAGCGCAUUAUCGCGCGUGCUUAGAGAAGACUGGCGUAAAAGUUUAGACCUUUCAACUAAUAUAAUAUAUACAUUCUUUUGCUUUUCAACAUAUACUAAAUUUCAUCCUGUGAUUGUCCAGUACAAAAUUGGUUCCUUAUGUAUGGAUGUUAUAGACUAUGAGUUGCGCAGAUAUGAAAGUAUGCGCAAUGAGUUGGAUGUCCGCAAAAAUCCAAUGGAAAGUCGAGACGCCAGUAAAGAAAAAUUAAAUAAAAGCUCAGAAGACUUUUUAGAUAUUAUGAAUGAAGAAAAACCAAAAGAAAUGGAGCCACCGCGUCGCCGCAUCCCAGAACUAAAACAAAGACCAAAAUCAGGGAAUUGGUCAAGUUAUCAUGGAACACUGACUUCAUCUUUAAUAAAAUCACAAAUUUUGAAUAACAGCUUUCAUGAGCAGUUGUCUUCAGAAAUAGAAAAAUCUUCCCAGGAUAUGAAAUCAAACAGUUCUGAAAAGUUAAAUGGUUCUAAUGAUCCUAAGGCCAAAAAAGAUGAAAUUGAUCGCCUUAACAAACAUUUAAAAGUUUUUGCUAGAAAGCAAGAACAGUUACUUAGAGUUGCUUUUUAUUUAUUGCUAAAUAUGGCUGAAAACGUAAAACUAGAAGAAAAAAUGCGAAGAAAGAAUGUAGUUAAAAUGCUUGUUAAAGCUCUAGAUCGACAAAACAUAGAACUAUUGGUGCUGGUUACCACUUUUUUAAAGAAGCUUUCCAUAGUAUGCGAUAACAAAGAUGAAAUGAACGAACUGAAUAUAAUUGAUAAAUUACCACGUUUACUCAAUAGCGGACAUGCUGAUUUGGUACAAGUUACCCUAAAAUUAAUUUUCAAUUUGUCUUUUGAUGGAAAAAUUAGAUCUAAGAUGGUUCGUGCAGGAUAUCUACCAAAAUUAGUUGCAUUUUUAAGCGACGAUAAGCAUCACGGGAUAGUUGUCAAAAUUUUGUAUCAUUUCAGUUUAGACGACAAAGUAAAGUCAAUGUUUACUUAUACGGAAUGUGUACCUCUAGUAACUGACUGUUUAAUUUUGAAUCUGAAUAAAAAAUGCGAUUUAGAUUUGAUAGCUUUAUGUAUUAAUUUAGCCCUUAACAAACGUAACGCACAGAUAAUGGCAGACCGCACUCGUUUGCAUAGUUUAAUGGAAAGAGCAUUUAAAUACGAAGAUGCGUUUUUAAUGAAAAUGAUACGAAAUGUUUCGCAGCAUGAAAGUUUACGUAACUGUUUUAUCGAUUUUGUUGGAGAUUUGGCUAAAAUUAUUACUAUUUGCGACAAUGAGGACUUUAUUGUGGAAUGUAUUGGAAUUUUGGGCAACUUAUCUUUACCAGAUUUAGAUUACUCGCAAAUAUUGCAAAAUUUUGAGUUGAUACCAUGGAUUCGUGACACAUUGAUGCCGGGUAAAAGAUUAGACGACUUAGUUUUAGACACCGUUAUAUUACUGGGAACGUGUUCUUGUGAUGAAUCUUGUGCAAUGUUGCUAUGUCGAUCAAAUGUUGUUACUUCAUUGAUUGAGCUAUUAAAAGCAAAACAAGAAGAUGAUGAAAUAGUUUUACAGAUAUGUUUUGUAUUUUGGCAAAUAUUGAAAAAUGAAAGUACCCGUGCAUAUAUGAUAAAAGAAACAGAAUCACCUGCGUAUUUGAUUGACUUGAUGCAUGACAAAAACUCUGAAAUUCGAAAAAUUUGCGACUAUUGUCUCGAUAUUAUAGCUAUGUCGGAUUCAGAAUGGGCUUCUAGGAUAAAGCUCGAAAAGUUUAGAAACCACAAUUCGCAGUGGUUAAAUAUGGUUGAAGCUCAACAAGAUUUACAAGAAGACUACGUAGGAGCCGAUGAAGACGAAACCGAAUUACCAACUUAUUUAACAUCUGAAUAUCUAGAUCAAUGCGAUAUAUAUAAUUCCGGUGAUGAUAAUGAUAGUAAUAAUAGUAACAGUAAUCAUAGAGCUAGUCCUGCUUUAUCAAAUUAUAGUAGACCAGUUAGCAGUUAUCGACGAAGUCAAGAUCUUGAGGACUUAGAAACGAUGACGUCCAGCUCGAAAUCACAUAUUUCUAGCCAAACUGGUAGCAGUGACAAUUACUUUUUUAAACUAAACAACAAAUCAUUAGACUCAGAGCUAAUGCCUGAUGACAUUUUAGUUGCCUAAAAAAUAAUGUACCAACCAAUAAUGGAUAUAAAAAUUUUAAUAUUAAAAAUAAAAUUUUUUGAAAACUUUCUUUUCAAUCGGAAUAUUUAAGAAAAAUUGUUUCAAGAAAACAUAUAAAAUUAAUCAAAAUUACAUAAAAAUAUGAAAUUUUAUAAGUUAGUUUUAAAAAUAAAAACUACAUGUCAAUAUUAAGCAACAAAAAAAGCAUACACUUGAAGAGUACAUCACUACUUGUUAAGCUAUAUACAUGUAUAUUAUACAAAAUAUUACAUUUAUUUUAAAUUUUAAAACUUGAACAUUUUAUGGAUUUUACGAAAGUUAAAAGUGUAGACAUGUCAUACAUCUUAUUAGUGUUAAAUUGCAAAAGAUCAAAAUGAUUAGUUUUUUAACUUGUAAAUGAAAGAAUUAAUCAUAAACUAGAUUAUACUAUGACAUUAUUAUAUAACUUGAAAAUGAAAAUUGAAAUAUCUAUAAUAGUUUUUAAUUGUAAUUUAAUUAUAAAUAAGAGAAAAUUAAUUUAGCGCACAUAUGAUAUGAAAAGCUUUCAUAUAUGUAGUUCUUUUUUGAUUUUUUAUUUUGUCUUUUUGUUUUUGGUAGAAGAGUGUUAAACUUUGUACUAUGUUAAAUUAUGUACAGCCGUACUUAUAUUUCUUGAACAUUAUUUCCAAAUUAGGUUUCACUUUACAUAGUAUUCGCACGAGAUUGUUUAAAACAUAAAUUUUUUUUGUUUAAUUUUUAAUGUUCUUUGUUGUUUAUGCUUCUUUUUUCUAAAAAUUUUUAUUAAAUAACAGAUAAUGAAAAAAUUUUCAAAUAUGUACACCAAUAUUUGUUAAUUUUAUUAUUAUUAUAAACUCAAUCAUUUAAGGAAAGCUCACAUUUUUUUUACAUGAAUACUUUUUGUGUAAAAAUUUUUUAGUUUUAAGCUUGAUUUCUAGUCUUAUUUUGGUUUCAAUUGUGAUAUUUAUAUUUGUAGACAUGAAAAUUGUUUUUAUUUUAAAAUAAGUCAAAAAUAUUAAUUCGUAAUAAUUCAUUAAUGUUUUAUGUUAAAAUAUAUUUGUUUUUAAUAUUUUUUUUAGAUACUUUGUAAAGUCUUUAAAAAUAAAAAUAAUUUUUAUAUUUAAUUUAGAAAGCAAAUAUAAUUAUACCAAUUCAAGAUAUUAUAGUAGCAAAUAAUAUUAUUCUACAUAUUAUGUAUAUUGUAAAAUUAGUACAUUAUACAUUUA